AUGGUCAGAGGCACGACUUCGAGUACAUUGUGGCCCAGCAGCCAGCCGGGGGUGCCACUGCGCGUGACGCACUGUCUGCGGUGGAGGAGGCAUUGCCCAGACCUGCCAGCGGCUGGACCUUGGUGCUCAUGCCAUCGGUGUCGCUGGUCUGCAGCGGCAAGGAGGAGAUGCGGCCCUUGGCCACCCUGCUGUCGCAGCGGGGGCAUCGAUGUUACAUUUUGGAGUGGCCCGGGUGGACACAGCACGUGA
Effrenium voratum is the source of this 249-nucleotide messenger RNA. The record is from the annotation of a GenBank genome assembly. NCBI's taxonomy places the organism in Eukaryota, Dinophyceae, Suessiales, Symbiodiniaceae.